Molecule: messenger RNA, 639 nt
Organism: Fibroporia radiculosa
Lineage: Eukaryota; Fungi; Basidiomycota; Agaricomycetes; Polyporales; Fibroporiaceae
Exons: 5
Coding region: 1-639 (212 amino acids)
Source: RefSeq, a predicted model, not a curated record
AUGGAGACUCAAUACGCUGUCGACACAACUGUUCAUACCUUCUCGGCCCAAACCCCUCCUGUCGCCUACCAACCUGUCCCUCCCCCCGUCCCUCAGAUGGCUCCAAUUACUCAGCUCGCCGCUGUCUCCCCUCAGACGAAUGGCGCAGCUCCUGCAAAGCCGGCUCAGCCCGCGCCUGCCCCUGCUCCAAAGGCCGUGGCAGCGCUCGCACCCGGCAGUGGCGAGAUCCUCCCCGAGUGCAGGGUCGUCAUCGAAGUCGCAAAAAAGACGAUCUUGUGCGUCAACGGGACUGCUACGUCCGGCUGGAUACAGCGUGUCGAGCUUAUUCCCGACCCCGCUGCGCCUCCCGUUACACUUACGGGACAGGGAAACGCGGCUCUCAAGCAGGCGGACGGAAAGCCCGGAAUUGUGCUCGGCCCGUGGCCCGACACCAAAUUCGUCCCGAUCGUCUUCACCACACAGAAGCCCGGUGAGCCUGGGUUCAAGCCUGCGAAGACACUCGCGGGGGACUAUUCGAAGAAUACAUUGAAGGUGCCGACUUUUGCUCAGUGCUACGUGUUCCACACCGAGGACGGCGGUGACUCGGACGUCCACGAUACGACUCUCGUCGUGUCCCUCAUCGCCUGCACUAAGCCGUGA